AUGGAGUACCCUGGUCAUGACGUGGUCAGGCUCCACGUUGCCUCUACAGCCACCUGCGGCCACCGUCGCAUACAAGAAAGAGUCAUAGGGGGCACGUCUGCCGUGGAGAAUAGGUGGCCAUGGCAGGUCAGCGUGCACUACGGUGGGUUACAUAUCUGUGGCGGGUCCAUCCUCAACGAAUACUGGAUCCUGUCUGCGGCCCACUGCUUCGCGGACUGUGCCUUUGUUCCUCUGUCACAUAGGAGACUGAAUACCAAAGGAUUUGAUGUGUUCGUGGGUCUCAUCAAACAAAAUGCUGCAAGCAGUCACACCCAGUGGUUUGAGGUGAAUAAGGUGAUCAUUCACCCUGCUUACACAGUAUCCCACCCUAAUGGAGGUGACAUUGCUGUGGUGCAGCUGAAAAGCCGGAUUGAGUUUUCUGACUCUGUACUCCCAGUGUGUCUUGCCACUCCAGACAUGAACCUUCGCAAUUUGAGUUGCUGGGCUACAGGAUGGGGAGUAACCAAACCAGAUGGUCAGGCUGCAACAAUGUUGCAGGAGGCUCAGUUUCCUCUGAUUUCAAUGACCCUGUGUCGGCUGCUCUAUGGAAGCCCAUAUGCCAUUCACCCUGACAUGCUGUGUGCCGGGAACAUUUAUGAUGCGAAGACCGUAUGUAGGGGUGACUCUGGGGGCCCACUGGUCUGCGAAUCCAACCACGUCUGGUGGCAAAUUGGAGUAGUAAGCUGGGGCCGUGGUUGCUCGUACCCCAUGUAUCCUGCAGUUUAUGCCAGAGUCUCUUAUUUCAUACAUUGGAUCCAUUCUAAUAUAAACCAGACACCCCAGCCUCCUCAGCCAAACCCUGACUUCUCCUCUGCUCUGGGAGCCAAUUUUGGUAUCCACAUCAUCACACUAGUCUACCUGUCAAUGGUGUGA
Orycteropus afer afer is the source of this 912-nucleotide messenger RNA. RefSeq names its product serine protease 38-like. The transcript has 5 exons. Bases 1 to 912 code for a protein of 303 amino acids. Gene Ontology annotation, molecular function: serine-type endopeptidase activity. The record is from RefSeq and is a predicted model, not a curated record. Gene Ontology annotation, biological process: proteolysis. Lineage: Eukaryota; Metazoa; Chordata; Mammalia; Tubulidentata; Orycteropodidae.